This is a messenger RNA of Boleophthalmus pectinirostris (great blue-spotted mudskipper), 2303 nucleotides long. It is a transcript of the gene iqcb1, whose product is annotated as IQ motif containing B1. Lineage: Eukaryota; Metazoa; Chordata; Actinopteri; Gobiiformes; Gobiidae. Gene Ontology annotation, molecular function: calmodulin binding. The coding region runs from base 260 to 2179 and encodes 639 amino acids. The record is from RefSeq and is a predicted model, not a curated record. Gene Ontology annotation, biological process: cilium assembly. Gene Ontology annotation, cellular component: cilium. The transcript has 14 exons.
UCAGCUAAUGCUAACGGCUAAUGCUAACACCUGUCCGAGUGUCAGUGAAGGUUUAACGCGAUUAAAGAAAGAAACUUCUGAAGAAACAUUUAUAUUUAAUUCAGGUAAAGGCGGGUGGUCUUCAUAAACGCGCAGAUGUGACAUUAUAACGUUGAAUCUCAGUCGAAAAAAGUAAAAAUCGAUGUUAGUUUUGGUGAGACGCUGACGGUGAGAGGAGCGGCCGAGAGAAGAGCUGCGCGUGCGGGACAGAGAGGAGGAGAUGGAGCCUGUGGAGCCUGUGGAGCCUGUGGAGCCUGUGGAGCCUGUGGAGAUGUUGGAGAUGUUGGAGGAGCCUGUGGAGCAGGUGGAGCAGGUGGUGCUGGAGCUGAAGGAGGUUCUGGAGCAGGAGCAGAGCAGCGCUGGAGACAAGAUCAAACUCCUGAACCAGAAACUCAACGAUGCUCUGACAGGUGCGGCCCUGCAGACAGGUGCGUCUCUCUCGUGUCGUCUGAAGUCUCGUUUGUUUUCCACUGGACUUUUGUCUCGUUGUGUUUCUUUGCUGGAGUCGAGUCGUGUGGGAGGAGCCACGACGUCUGCAGCCGCUCUCGCUCACACUCUCAGCUCCUGUUGUGUGGGGGUGGAGCCUGGGGACAGAUCCGAGGCGUUCCAUAGGCUGUUCCUGCCGUCAGUCAUGAACGCUCUGCUCUCAUUGGCCGCUCGCCUCAUGAAACAGGCCCAGAGUCUCCACCUGCUCAAGAAGGUUCUGGACUCUGUGGGCUGGAUCCUACAGACGCACAACCGCCUCACAACACAAGUGUUGAGUUCGGUUCAUUAUGAGCAGUUACAGAUGAGCGACGAGGCGUCUGUGUCUCUGCUCUGUGUUCAACUCUGGACUCACACCUGCUCCUCCUCCAGGGACUUUGUGAGCCGUUUGUCUGAUGAAUCUGUCACUCUGCUGCUCAACGACAUCAUCGGCCAAUUAGCCGUGAGCUCUGAGGCACGGGUGGGCGGGGCUUCAGUCAGACUGCUGCUGCUAUUGGCCGGUGAGCUGCGAGGCCGCCUCCCUCCUCUGCUGCGGGCGUUCAGAGGUUUGGACCGUCUCCUUAGCAACGACUGGAGGGGGCGGGGCUUCGACCAGGAAGUGGAUCAGUUGAUCAAAAUCGUCCAAUCCAGUGAGAGCUCGGACGACACUGAGCGUGUGCGAGCGGCGUGUGUGAUCCAGGCCGCCUGGAGGUCCCACACGACCAGAAGAAGAGUCCAGAACCUCAACAGAGCAGUGAGCACUUUACAGAGGAAGUACAGGUACUGGACCGGGACUGGGCCGGGUCUGGGACUGGGACUGGGACUGGACUGGGUCUGGACCGGGACUGGACCAGGUCUCUGUUGUGUGUGUGUUUGUUUCAGGAGUCGUCGGCAGCAGCAGCAGAAGCAGCAGGAGGCUCGUCUCUGUGAGGAAACUCUGCGAUACCAGGUGAAUUUAAGGCGGCAUCAGGCCAGGAGAAAGUUCCACCUUAAACAGAGACAACUGCUGCAGCUCCUGCCUCCAGACCAGGUGAGUUCGUACCUGUGUGAGUGUGAGCGUCGUGCGGCCGUGUUGAUCCAGACUCAGUUUCGAGGCUUCAGACAAAGACACAAGUUCAAACUCCACAAAGAAAAAGAAAAAGAACGACUCCGACGGAACAGAGCGGCAACGGUGCUCCAGAGAGCGGUGCGUUUGUUCCUCGAGCGCCGUCGAGCUGCUAAAGUCCCGCCCUCCUCCUUCUGGAUUGGUCAGAAGGGUUUGACGGACAGGAGGAGGGCGGAGCUGAAGAAGCAGGUGGAAGAUUACAUCACUCUCCACCCGUCGGGUCGUGUGUCUCUGGAGGAGUGUGUGUUUCUUCAUGAGGAGGUUCAGAGUCUUUGGGCGUCUCACUGUCAAUCUGUGGUUCAGACGAGACGAGAAGAACAGAAGAUCAACACACUACUGGCCCACACCCACACACAGCUCCACACGCUCCGAGAAGCCCCGCCCCUUUCCUCUGUCACGCUCUCGGAGGCGGAGUCUUUCCUUAGCCCCUCCCCCUCCAUCGCCGUUCGGGCCAGAGACUCCCACAAUGCCCUGCUGCAGUCCGAGCGCGCCCCCUGGUGGAGAACACUGGGAAGUGAAGUCCCCUCAGGCCACGCCCCCCUGGAGGAGGCGGGGCUCGGCGGAGGCCUGUGAUUGGUCGAUCUCCUCUCAAGUCUUUGUACAUUUUAAAUUGUUUUUUUUAUUAAAAUGUUAUUUUAAAAAAAAGUUAAGUGAAUAUUUGAUGAAACUCUUGAAUAAUAAAAACACAAACACAAAC